AUUACACAAAUACUGUCCUCCUAAGUCUGCAAGUCCCUCAACAAUGAAACACACACAAAAAAGGAUAUAAAAAUCACCAAAAAAGAGAUAAGAAGAAACAGACGAAGUGGAAAAGGGAAGAAAAUUACGACAAAGACCAAAACGAAGAUUGGAACUGGAGUUAGGUCAGGUACAGGUGCAGCAGCAAGCGGACCAAAUGCGUGGCAAAUGAAGAUUAGAUGUAAAGUUAACAGCUGGCAAAGAUCAUAGUGUAAAUACACAAAGGUGCCUUCUCCAGCAGCAACAGCAACAACAACAAUAGCAACAGCUGCCUGAGUGUGAGUGUGUGUGUGUGUCUGUGUGUGUGUAGGUGCGUGAUUAAUUUACAAAACAUUCAGGCCCACACCUCGUAACAAAAUAUUAAGCCGUCGAGCAAAACACAUGAUGUGGUCGUUCUUUUCGCGCGACUCUUCUAAAGAUUUUCCUUAUGAAAUUGGCGAACCAGUUGCUGGCUUCGAUAACUACUCAAUAUGGCAAUUGCACAAGGCAAAGCGUAAGGGCACUCUGGAGGAGGUGUCUGUAUUUGUAUAUGAUAUUCGCAGCGGAUCCGAUACGAAAUGUGAACUGGCCAAGGCAUCGUUGAAGCGACUUAAAACAUUGCGUCAUCCCAGUAUAUUGCAAUACCUUGAUUCGUUGGAAACGGACAAAAUGCUAUAUGUGGCCACGGAGGCCGUAGAUCCAUUGGGAACAUAUUUCACCAAACUGGCCACGGAUAGUGUGCAAAAAGGCCUUUACCUAGCGUGGGGGAUAUUUCAAAUAACCCGUGCUCUAUCCUUUCUCAAUAACGAUGGUAAUCUGAGGCAUAACAAUGUCUCCGCCUGGUCAGUAUUUGUUAAUGCAUCUGGUGAAUGGAAACUGGGUAGUCUGGAGUUUGUCUCAGCGGCCGACGGCAAUCCCAUGCCUCCCGUGAAAAUACCCGUUACCCUAGAAGUCUACGACGCACCCGAAAAAAAUGACCAAAGCAAGCUUAAAGCUGCUACAAAGUGCUCUGUGGAUAUGUGGGGACUAGGUUGUCUGGUGUGGGAGGCCUUUAAUGGCGUUCUAAAGCAACGCUCUAAUCUUAAGGAUAUUGAACAUAUUCCCAAAUCUCUACAAUCACUUUAUUGCGAACUAGUCGGUGCCUCACCAUCGAAUAGACCCAAUCCGGCGGAUAUUAUAACAAGAUGCCGUAAGCCGGGUGGCUUUUUUAAGAAUGAUUUGGUGGAUACAUUGCUUUUUCUGGAGGAAAUACAAAUCAAAGAUAAAGCGGAGAAGAAUCGUUUUUUCAGCGGCUUAACAACGCAUUUGGACUAUUUUCCCGAUAAUGUGUGCAAGCAUAAAAUUCUACCACAACUGAUAACCGCCUAUGAGUAUGGAGAUGCGGGCUCAGCGGUGCUGGCGCCCAUGUUUAAGUUGGGUAAACUGUUGGAUGAAGUGGAAUAUCAGAAGCGCAUUGUUCCCUGUGUGGUUAAACUAUUUGGUUCCACGGAUCGUGUUACCCGUUCACGACUUUUGCAACAGUUGGAUUUGUUUAUUGCGCAUUUACAGCCACAGGUUGUCAAUGAUCAAAUAUUUCCACAAGUGGCCCAUGGUUUUUUGGACACAAAUGCCACAAUUCGCGAGCAGACUGUUAAAUCCAUCAUUCAUUUGGCUCCUAAGCUCAAUUAUAACAAUCUCAAUGUGGAGGUAUUACGUCAUUUUGCCCGAUUGCAGGCACGCGAUGAUCAGGGCGGCAUACGCACCAAUACUACAGUGUGUCUUGGCAAGAUUGCCCCACAUUUGCAUCCGCAAGUGCGACAGCGUGUUCUAGUUUCAGCUUUUAUACGUGCCAUGCGUGAUCCAUUUCCGCCAGCUCGAGUAGCUGGUGUUCUGGCGCUGGCCGCCACUCAGCAAUAUUUUCUACUCAGUGAGGUGGCUAAUCGUGUCUUGCCAUCAUUGUGUUCCCUAACCGUGGAUCCAGAGAAAACUGUAAGAGAUCCGGCCUUCAAGACCGUUCGCGGUUUUUUGGGCAAACUGGAAAAGGUGUCCGAAGAUCCCAGUUUACGUGAGACCAUGGAGGCGGAUGUUCAUACAGCGACACCAUCAAUAGGUAAUGCAGCUGCCACAUGGGCGGGAUGGGCAGUUACAGCUGUAACAGCCAAAUUCUAUCGAAGCCAAAGUGAUUCAUCGCGACCACGACCACCUUUAACAGGACGAAAUCUUUCCAAACCGGCAUCUUUGGAACAACCAUCAAGCAGCAGCUUAUCGACAACCACCAGUAGCGUUACCUCAAUGACCUCACUUGAGCAUGAAAGUAAUGAUACCUCAGCAUCGGCUUCCGAUUAUGGCAACAACGAUUGGGAUAAUGAGAAUUGGGGUGAAAUGGAUACCUCACAGGAUCCUAGUAGUCCAUUGGCAGCCAGUUCCAAUAAUGGUCAAUUAGUGGCAGCUAAUGCACUCAAUGAAGUACGUGACGGUUGGGAUAAUGAGGAAUGGGGUAGUCUUGAAGAGGAUCCGUGUGAGGAAGAAGAACAAGCGGAACAAGAGCAACAACAACAGCAAAUGGCCCGACAAUCCAUAUCCUCGACAACAUCUUCCAGCCAGCAUCAUCAUCAUCAACAGCAGCAGCAGCUAAAUGAUCUGAACGAUCUUAUAGAUCCAAUGAGCAAAAUAAACAGCGGUUCACAGCUGCGACCCAAAGAGCUGCCCAAUCUUUCCAGCAGUAAUACGUCGCCAACAGCCAACUGUAAUAAUAUAAGCCCGCCAUCAUCGCACUUAAACAACUCCACGCACAAUGCCAAUUGGAAUAGUGAUUCAUGGGCUGAUGGUGAAUUCGAACCGCUGGAUGAAGCGGGUACGGGUAACAGCAAACUGGAUGAGGCCCGUCGUAAACGGGAAGAGAAGAAACUUCAGCGUCAACGUGAAUUGGAGGCACGACGAGCCCAGCGUGUCAGUGGCCCAAUGAAAUUGGGCGCCAAAAAGCUUUAAAAGGAAUAUUUGAUAAAUAGAAUUGCAAUGUAUAUUUUAUAAAGGCCCAAAGUAAAUUUUGUAUAUUACUCUAAAUGUCUCGUCCUACUUUCCACAUUCUCAGUGUGUGUGAUUUUGUUUUUUGUUUCGUUAUUCCUUUUUAAUUUUUUGCAUUUAAUGCAAAAUCUCAGUGUUUCGAGCCUCCAUUUCGAUACCAUAUUUAAUAUACAUUUAUAUAUACAUAUAUAGAAAUACUUCAUAAUUAUAUUAUGAUUAAUUGUAAAACUCUAAACACGAUAUUAUUUAAAUAUAUUCAAUUGUAAAGCACUUUGUAAUUAAGAAUGACGAAAACAAAACAAAAACAAAAAGUUGACAACUAAAAACAAAAAAAGAAUGAAAAAAACAAGGAAAACUAACCAAGUAGCUAGUAAAUUACUCCAAAUUUAUACUUUAGUAAGCGAAUUAACUUUAAACGACAACUGAAACGAAUACGAAUUAAUGCAGAAAUGCCCUAGUAGAGUAACUUCAUUAAAAAAAAAAGGAAAAAACAAAAAAAUUACCAACAAA
Molecule: messenger RNA, 3531 nt
Organism: Drosophila willistoni
Lineage: Eukaryota; Metazoa; Arthropoda; Insecta; Diptera; Drosophilidae
Gene: yata
Product: N-terminal kinase-like protein
Exons: 9
Coding region: 421-2985 (854 amino acids)
Biological process (GO): protein phosphorylation
Molecular function (GO): protein kinase activity; ATP binding
Source: RefSeq, a predicted model, not a curated record